Rhodamnia argentea is the source of this 4043-nucleotide messenger RNA. RefSeq names its product ubiquitin C-terminal hydrolase 12-like. The transcript has 32 exons. The record is from RefSeq and is a predicted model, not a curated record. Bases 140 to 3475 code for a protein of 1111 amino acids. Gene Ontology annotation, cellular component: cytosol; nucleus. Gene Ontology annotation, biological process: protein deubiquitination; regulation of protein stability. Gene Ontology annotation, molecular function: protein binding; cysteine-type endopeptidase activity; cysteine-type deubiquitinase activity. NCBI's taxonomy places the organism in Eukaryota, Viridiplantae, Streptophyta, Magnoliopsida, Myrtales, Myrtaceae.
CUCGCUCGCUCGCGAUUCAUCGUGUUACGUUGCAGAGCUUCUCUCUUCCUCUUCAUACUUGGCCCGCACAUCACCACCUCUCCCUCUCUCAGAUUCAGUCGAUCGCAAUUCCGGAGGCGCCGACCCGUGCCCUCGUCCUAUGACUCUGAUGACUCCUCCGCCUGUAGAUCAGGAGGACGACGAGAUGCUGGUCCCCAACACCGAACUCACCGAAGGUCCUCAGCCCAUGGAAGCUCAAGCAGAUACUGCAGGUACGGUCGAAACACAAGCUGCUGAAGAUCCCCCAUCGGGGAGGUUCACAUGGACGAUAGAGAACUUCACAAGGCUUAACACCAAGAAGCUUUACUCUGACAUCUUUUAUGUUGGUGGACACAAGUGGCGAGUUCUUAUUUUCCCAAAAGGGAAUAACGUGGACCAUUUGUCAAUAUAUCUGGAUGUUGCGGAUUCGGCGACCUUGCCAUAUGGUUGGAGUAGAUAUGCGCAGUUCAGCUUAACUGUUAUUAAUCAGAUUCACAACAAAUUCUCCGUAAGAAAAGAGACACAGCACCAGUUCAAUGCACGGGAGAGUGAUUGGGGUUUUACUUCCUUCAUGCAUCUUAGUGAAUUGUAUAAUCCUAGCAGAGGUUAUCUGGUGAACGACACAUGUGUUGUUGAAGCUGAUGUUGAAGUUCGCAGAGUAGUCGAUUACUGGUCACAUGACUCCAAAAAGGAGACUGGUUAUGUUGGACUUAAGAACCAAGGAGCUACCUGUUACAUGAAUUCCCUUCUUCAGACGUUGUAUCAUAUACCUUACUUCAGAAAGGCGGUGUAUCAUAUGCCAACAACAGAAAAUGAUAUGCCUUCAGGAAGCAUACCGCUUGCUUUGCAAAGUUUAUUCUAUAAGCUCCAGUACAGUGAUACCAGUGUAGCGACAAAGGAGUUGACGAAAUCCUUUGGGUGGGACACUUAUGAUUCAUUCAUGCAGCAUGAUGUGCAAGAACUUAACCGGGUUCUCUGUGAAAAACUUGAAGACAAGAUGAAGGGAACUGUUGUGGAGGGUACAAUUCAGCAGCUGUUUGAAGGUCACCAUAUGAACUAUAUUGAAUGCAUUAAUGUGGACUACAAGUCAACGAGGAAGGAAUCCUUUUAUGAUCUUCAACUUGAUGUAAAAGGCUGUCGAGAUGUAUACGCUUCUUUUGACAAGUAUGUAGAAGUGGAGAGACUUGAAGGUGAUAAUCGAUAUCAUGCCGAACAACAUGGUUUACAGGAUGCGAAGAAGGGUGUACUAUUCAUAGACUUCCCCCCCGUUCUUCAACUUCAGCUAAAACGAUUCGAAUAUGAUUUUAUGCGGGAUACAAUGGUUAAGAUAAAUGACCGUUAUGAGUUUCCUUUGCAACUUGAUCUCGAUAGAGAGAAUGGAAAGUACUUGUCGCCUGACGCAGAUCGGAGUGUUCGCAACCUGUACACACUUCACAGUGUUUUGGUUCACAGUGGCGGUGUGCAUGGGGGGCACUAUUAUGCUUACAUUAGGCCAACCCUCUCAGACCAGUGGUUCAAGUUUGAUGAUGAACGGGUGACAAAGGAAGAUGUGAAGAGGGCAUUGGAGGAACAAUACGGGGGAGAGGAAGAGCUACCACAAACAAAUCCUGGGUUCAACAGUUCCCCAUUCAAGUUCACAAAAUACUCGAAUGCGUAUAUGCUAGUAUAUAUACGUGAAAGUGACAAGGACAAAAUUGUUUGUAGUGUGGAUGAGAAGGACAUUGCUGAGCACCUUAGGGUAAGAUUGAAGAAAGAGCAAGAAGAGAAGGAAAAGAAGAGAAAGGAAAAAGCCGAGGCACAUCUAUAUACCAUCAUAAAGGUCGCACGCGAUGGGGACCUACAUGAUCAGAUUGGCAGAGACAUAUAUUUUGAUCUUGUGGAUCAUGAUAAAGUACAAAGUUUUCGUGUUCAGAAGCAGAUGCCCUUUCAGCUAUUCAAGGAAGAAGUUGCUAAAGAGUUUGGCAUACCUGUUCAAUGUCAACGGUUCUGGUUGUGGGCAAAGCGGCAAAACCAUACAUAUCGUCCUAAUCGGCCACUGACACCUCUGGAAGAAGCGCAAUCUGUUGGGCAAGUGAGAGAAGUAUCCAAUAAGGCAAGCACUGCUGAAUUGAAGCUGUUUCUGGAGGUAGAAUUGGGGCAGGAGUUGCGCCCUGUGCCACUGCCAGAGAAGUCUAAGGAGGAUAUUCUUCUCUUCUUCAAGCUCUAUGACCCUUUGAAAGAGGAACUUCGGUACGUGGGAAGGCUCUUUGUGAAAAUACUUAGUAAGCCAGCUGAAAUACUUACAAAACUAAAUGAAAUGGCUGGUUUCUCUCCGGAUGAAGAGAUUGACCUUUUUGAGGAGAUCAAAUUUGAACCUAAUGUCAUGUGCGAACCUGUUGAUAAGAAGUUCACUUUCCGUGCUAGUCAGCUUGAAGAUGGAGAUAUAGUAUGUUUUCAGAAGUCUAAAGUUGGCAGUACUGAACAACGUCGCUAUGCUGAUGUUCCAACAUUUAUGGAAUAUGUGCACAAUCGUCAGGUUGUUCGUUUCCGAUCAUUGGAGAAACCCAAAGAGGAUGAGUUCUCGCUGGAGUUGUCAAAGCUUCACAACUACGAUGAUGUCGUGGAAAGAGUGGCCCGCCAUCUCGGUUUAGAAGAUCCAUCCAAAAUUAGGCUGACGCCUCAUAAUUGCUACUCCCAACAACCUAAACCUCAACCAAUCAAGUAUCGAGGAGCAGAGCACUUGUGCGACAUGCUUGUUCACUAUAAUCAGACUUCAGAUAUUCUUUAUUAUGAAGUCUUGGAUAUCCCCCUGCCUGAACUACAAGGUUUGAAAACUCUGAAGGUGGCUUUUCAUCAUGCAACCAAAGAUGAAGUUGUUAUUCAUUCCAUAAGGUUGCCAAAACAAAGCACUGUUGGCGAUGUUAUAAAUGACCUUAAGUCCAAGGUGGAUUUAUCUCAUCCAAGUACCGAACUGAGGUUGCUUGAAGUUUUUUAUCACAAGAUCUACAAGAUUUUCCCACUCAACGAAAAGAUUGAGAAUAUAAAUGAUCAAUACUGGACUUUGCGUGCAGAAGAGAUUCCCGAAGAGGAGAAGAACCUUGGUCCUCAUGAUCGUCUUAUUCAUGUUUAUCAUUUUAUGAAGGAAACUACUCAAAACCAGGUUCAGAAUUUUGGGGAACCCUUUUUUCUGGUUAUACAUGAAGGCGAGACCCUGUCUGAUAUUAAAGUUCGUAUACAGAAAAAACUGCAGGUUCCAGAUGAAGAAUUUGCAAAGUGGAGGUUUGCAUUUCUGUCAUUGGGUCGUCCGGAGUAUCUUGCAGACUCUGAUGUUCUUUCUACUCGUUUUCAGAGGAGGGAUGUCUAUGGGGCUUGGGAGCAGUAUCUUGGACUGGAACAUACUGAUAAUGCUCCAAAAAGGUCAUAUGCAGUCAAUCAGAAUCGUCACACAUUUGAGAAGCCGGUGAGAAUCUACAACUAGAAGUCGAGCCUCCACUAGUUCAUUGGAUGUGUUGAGGGCAGUGACAUCUCACACCGUCAGGAAGGAGCUCCGCAUGUUCAAUCUUAGACUGCCAUUGGAAGAGCUAGUGGUGUAAUAUGGCAUGGUGCUAAAAGGACGUGAUUGAUGGAUUGUGGUAAUCUCGAUACUGGACCUUUUGCCAACCUUCAGGCAUCCUUCUCUGAGAGGAAGUUGGCGGGGGUUCAUUUACUGCAUUGUAAUCAAUGAAAACAAUUUUGGGGUGGGUGAUGUAUAGAGGGUAUAGGAGUGUGUUCUUAAAUUUUCGAUUUGAUUCUUUAGUUGUGUCUAUACCCCAAUGUAUUAGUGUAUGGGGGGGUUUUGUAAAAUGUUAAUGUAGGAUGCUGGUUCUUGUCUUGCAAGAAAAGCUUUACAGUUGGCCUGCAGAAUUUGCCCCGCCGAUUCUCUCGACCGUUCCUUUGUUGUAAAAGAGGUGGUUUGGUCAUUCGAACUGCUGUAGUAUUCGUAAUGUCAUUAUGUCACACUGACAUAUCUAUGUUGCAACUUGUUCGGUAGUCUCGAACUUUUAGUC